Molecule: messenger RNA, 3069 nt
Organism: Amblyraja radiata (thorny skate)
Lineage: Eukaryota; Metazoa; Chordata; Chondrichthyes; Rajiformes; Rajidae
Gene: crppa
Product: CDP-L-ribitol pyrophosphorylase A
Exons: 10
Coding region: 350-1663 (437 amino acids)
Biological process (GO): isoprenoid biosynthetic process; protein O-linked glycosylation via mannose
Cellular component (GO): cytosol
Molecular function (GO): D-ribitol-5-phosphate cytidylyltransferase activity
Source: RefSeq, a predicted model, not a curated record
GUAUAUCACAGCCAUUUAAGAGCAGAAUAUUUUCCAGCCCAGUUUAUUUCCAGUAUCACCACUUGCUUAUUUGCAAGAACUGUUUGUUUAAGCACGUGAUUCAGGAACAACUGGAUGGGUCUUCUUGUAUUGCAACGUUUGCCAUCAAAUUGCACGAUACCUCACCCAUCACCUGCGCCCGGCGGCUGUCAAUCACUCACUCCCAACAGCUGAGCCCAUCUGCGAGACAGCGAGGCAUUUUUCUUGUAUGUGGGGAUUCGCAAUGUGGCCGUUAAGAUUUUAAAAUCAGUUUCUGAUAUCCUAACCAGUGCAUAGUUUUGUGCAACGGUUUCCCCUAUUCCCAAUACUGAUGGCGGGGGCAGGAAGAGAUUCGCAACGGCACCGGCCUCUGGUUGGCGAUCGGAACGAGCAGGCCGGCCAACGCCGGGAGGUCGAUUUCUCCGUGGCCGCCGUGCUGCCUGCAAGCGGUUGCGGGGAGAGAAUGGGAUCGACAACCCCAAAGCAAUUCUGCCCGCUCUUGCAGAGGCCGCUCAUCAGCCUCACACUGGAAGCCUUUGAGAGAGUUCAUUGGAUAACAGAAGUUGUGGUCGUGGUGUCCCAACAGAACUUUGAAUUGAUGAAUUCUGUAAUAGACCGAUACAGUCACUCGCGGGCAACAGUUGUUGUAGGUGGGCUUACUCGCCAUCAGUCCAUUUUUAAUGGGCUAAAAGCAUUGGUGGAAAAUCGGCCCCAUCAGUCGUGGCUGGAGAAACCUGAAGUGGUCAUCAUCCAUGAUGCAGUGAGACCUUUUGUGGAAGAAGACAUUCUCUACAGAGUAGCCAGUGCAGCAAACAAGCAUGGGGCUGCAGGUGCAAUCAGACCACUUAUUUCCACUGUUGUUGCAACCAAUCCAGAGGGCUAUCUUGACCAUUCACUGGAACGUUCCAAAUACAGAGCAAGUGAAAUGCCCCAAGCCUUCACGUUUGAUGUCAUUUACAGAGCAUAUGAGCAGUGCACAGAUUAUGAUCUUGAGCAUGGGACAGAGUGUCUUCAUUUAGCUCUGCAGUACUGUGGCAUCUCUGCAAAGCUCAUUGAUGGACCACCUGACCUGUGGAAGGUAACGUACAAGCGGGAUCUUUAUGCAGCUGAAUCAAUUAUCAAGGAAAGUCUUUCCAAGAGUGUUUGUAUCAUCGCUGGAAUGCAAGAAGGGCAAAUUCAAUUAGGCAUUUUAUUACAAGAGGACUUACAACUGGUGAUGAAGGUAGAUUUGUUGAAAUGGUCGUUGAGUAAAGAGAGCAGCUGUGUUCAGGCCAUCACCUCAAAACAACAUUAUAACUUUAUUUACAUCAAUGUCAACAGUUUCAAAAUGCAUCAGGAAAUUGUGCAGCUGAUGGAAGCAGUUGAAAAUGUUAAGCUUUCAGCUUUAUAUCCUGUGGUUGUGACUGUGGUGCACUUGAACAACAUGGAAGCUUCAUCUUUCAGCGUUUGGAUGGACGAUUUUACACAUAUCAAGCAGUUGGCAAAGGAAGCAAGUAGAAAAAAUAUUCUCAUUUACAGCCUGCUGAUUAAUUCUACCCAGAGCACGGACAAAAUUCACGAAUCUGUGAAGCAAGGAGCCUCAAUCAUCGAAUCAUUGAUAAAACAACGAAGCCCUGCACUCAUUGGACAGCUCCUUGUGGUAUGAAAGCAGUCAUUAACCCAAAGUCACGGAUGUUGUGACAUCUGAAGGAACAUACUGCCCUCUGAUGAUGACAAUGUAAAGCUGCAGAUAUCCUCCGUCAAGUGUUAUCAAGAGAUGACCAGGACCAGCUUUGAAAUAGCAUGAAAUCAGUGUGAAAAUUACAAAAAUCAACAAAACCGGAUCAACUUAAUUGUAAUUUUGUAUAUUGUUUUUAAAUAACCCUUAAAUAAUCGUUAUUGGUGCUCAAUCUAAGAAUCAGUUAUGAUACUGUUCAUCCUUUCCCAAUAUUUGCUUAUUUUGACGUAGGAAGCCAUUCUACCUCGAGCUCAUGCAAUCUCUCAACAUUGUUUCUCAUUAGUAAUAUGUCUUAAUCAAUAAUAACUAUAAUUAAUUAACAAUAUUAAUAUUACUGCUAUUAGUAAUAAUGUCAAUUAUUAAUUAUAACUAAUUAACAAAACAAUAAUGAUGAAUUAUUAUCUUAUUAGUAAUAGUUUAUUAUUGAUUUAUUGUUCAUUGUUUCUUUGCAUAUCAGUAUCAAAACAGACAAGAGUGCUUGCUCUAUAUCUGCCUGGUGAAAGAGCAAAGAAGAGCUAUGGAGAAUAUUUAGUCAAGACUGGAGAAACAAAUAAGGGAAGGAACAAGGUUUAAGAAACAGGUCAACACAGUGGGUAGAAAACAAUGGUGGAGUAGGGAGGAAUGGGGCAGAUGUUCAACGAACAAUAACAUCCAAACAAGACAGCUAUUGAUUUUCAAUUGAGAACCAAAAAUGGGCCAAUGUGAACAUGGAUCUGGAUGAUUGUUCCGAAGAAUGACAAUCUAUGUAAGAAUUAAGCUUUCUGGGAAGUCGAAUUUAGUAAUUGUGGAAAGAAACUUUCCCAAUUUUUUUGGAUUUUAUUGUAUCCUAUUUUAUUGCCUCCUUUUAAAAAAAACGUUAACACAAAAUUCUUAGAUAUUCACAAGAAUUUGCUUGGAUGCGUUUAUGAGGGCAGUGUAUUUGAAGACUGGAUGGGGAAGGGGGAGGAAUUGGUGGAAGGGUGCAACAGACAGCAACAGAUAGCAACAGGAUGAUCGAGACAGAAGAGGCAAAAUUAGGGUAAGUCUUGAAUGGUACUGGAAGAUAUGAAAACUGGAAACGGAGAAAAGUCUCAGAUUUAAAUGUGGCAGAGAUGAAGAAAAAGAUCUGGAAUCAACUUAAUUAUUAGCUCAACUACUUGCAAUGUCAUUUGAAUUUUAGAAACCUUUAGAGGAUUCGAUGUGGCAUAUCUUUGAUUUUUGAAUAUCCUUGCAGCAAAAAGAUCAAAGAGAAUAGCAUUAAUUAAAUCCUUAUAUUUUACAUAAUUAUAUUCUAUUACAAAUUAAGUAGAAGGACAGCAAUACCUGUUGAAUAAAAUUCCUACUUUUUUCUAGCA